CAGCGAGUCGCGGCGAAUGUCCGACGAGGCCCGAUGGCAUUGCCGUCAAUCCGCCUUCACCAGCACCAUCGUCGUCUUCUCAUAGAUAUAUAUACUUGGAUGUGUUUCGUAGCCAUCUACCUAUACCCCCGACCGACCAAACGAACGAACUGACUGUCUAACUAACUGACUGACGACUGGCCAAACGACACUCAAUUAACCCCCUCACCAGCUUGAAUCCUUCUCACCAUGGGCUCCAUCCCCAACGCCCCGUCGACCACAUCUUCCUCCUCCUCACAUCCGCAACCACUCGCCCCUCCCCCGUCGACAACGACGUACAAAAUCGCCUCGAUCCCCGCCGACGGGAUCGGCCCCGAGGUCAUCUCCGCGGGGCUGCGCGUGCUGGCGACGCUCUCGCAGGCCUUCGCCUCGCGCUUCACCUUCGCCGUCACCCACUUCGACUGGUCCAGUGAGACGUACCUGCGCACAGGCCGCUACGUGCCCGAGGGCGGGCUGGACGAGCUGCGGAACUUCGAUGCCAUCCUGUUCGGCGCCGUCGGCGACCAGCGCGUGCCCGACCACGUCUCGUUGUGGGGGUUGCGCCUCGCCAUCUGCCAGCCCCUGCAGCAGUACGCCAACGUGCGGCCGACGCGGAUCCUGCGCGGGGUGACGUCGCCGCUGGCGGCGUGUCAGGGCAGCGCUGAGAAUGCGAAGAAGCUGGAUUGGGUGAUUAUCCGCGAGAACAGCGAAGGCGAGUACGCCGGGCACGGGGGCCGCUCGCACCUGCACCAGGCGUGGGAGGUCGGGACGGAGGUGAGCGUGUUCACGCGGCACGGGUGCGAGCGGCUGCUGCGGUUCGCGUACGAGACGGCGCGGGCGCGGCCGCGCAAGACGCUCACCUUCGUGACCAAGUCGAACGCGCAGCGCAACGGCAUGGUGCUGUGGGACGAGGUCAACGCGGCGGUGGCGCGCGAGUACCCGGACGUGGCGGCGGACAAGAUGCUGGUCGACGCCAUGACGUGCCGCAUGGCGCUGCAGCCCGAGACGCUCGACACGGUGGUCGCCACCAACCUGCACGCCGACAUCCUCUCGGACCUGGCCGCCGCGCUGGCGGGCUCCAUCGGCAUCGCGCCCACCAGCAACCUCGACCCCACGCGCCGCAACCCCAGCAUGUUCGAGCCCAUCCACGGCUCCGCCUGGGACAUCGCGGGGCAAGGUGUCGCCAACCCCGUCGGCACCUUCUGGACCUGCGCCGAGAUGGUGCGCUGGCUGGGCCAGCCCGAGGCCGCCGACAUGCUCAUGGCUGCCGUCGAGGCCGUGCUGGGCGCGGGCGUCAAGACCAGGGAUCUGGGCGGCCAGGCCGGCACCGACGAGGUGACCGACAAGGUGUGCGAGGAGAUCCUGCGGCUGGGCAAGGAGCGAGGCUUCUUUGUCGCGGGGAAGGAAUAGGGUGGAGCGGAGAUGGUGAUUCCAAGGGCUGGUGACUUACUACUUUACAUAACACACUGGCUCGUGUAUUUCUCCCGAGUCAAUAUAUAUAUAUAUA
Cladophialophora immunda is the source of this 1525-nucleotide messenger RNA. Its product is annotated as tartrate dehydrogenase. Bases 229 to 1428 code for a protein of 399 amino acids. The record is from RefSeq and is a predicted model, not a curated record. The transcript is spliced from 2 exons. NCBI's taxonomy places the organism in Eukaryota, Fungi, Ascomycota, Eurotiomycetes, Chaetothyriales, Herpotrichiellaceae. Gene Ontology annotation, molecular function: oxidoreductase activity, acting on the CH-OH group of donors, NAD or NADP as acceptor; magnesium ion binding; NAD binding.